Molecule: messenger RNA, 318 nt
Organism: Zasmidium cellare ATCC 36951
Lineage: Eukaryota; Fungi; Ascomycota; Dothideomycetes; Mycosphaerellales; Mycosphaerellaceae
Exons: 1
Coding region: 1-318 (105 amino acids)
Source: RefSeq, a predicted model, not a curated record
AUGACCACUGAUUCGAGGCCAGUAAUACUGGCCAGCGGGGAUACUUACGAUCCAGCAUUCUAUUCUGCUGUCAGCAAGAACAAUACCAUUGUGGACAAUGGCACGUCGUCUUAUCUUACUCAUGAUCUCAGCCACCUCAAACACUACCAAGUUGGCAACAUUGGUAUUCGCUUCCGUGGCAACAAUUCGCGUGCUGAAGCCAUGAGAAUUAUGGUCAUUGACAUUGUCAACGAGAAAGGAUAUGAGUUCGAGCUCCAGAAAACUCUGUACGUGCCAGACGUUCCUGCCAGCCUCAUAUCUGCGGAAAAAUUUCUUUAA